AUGUCUGAAACUAAGGCCAAAUUGACCGUCUUGAUCUCCGGCUCUGGAAGCAAUCUCCAAGCACUGAUAGAUGCUUGCGCCAACGGAUCUCUCAACGCCGAAAUCAUUCGUGUCGUAUCGAACAAGAAAGCCGCCUUUGGAUUAGAAAGAGCUCAAAAAGCACACAUCCCUACCGCCUACCACAACCUUCUCGAGUACAAGAAGCGCUUCCCUGACGCAAGCGAGUCCAAGAAGUUCGAGCAUGCUAGAAGCGAGUACGAUCGUGACCUGGCGACUCUAGUGCUCGCCGACAAGCCCGAUCUGGUUGUCUGCGCUGGCUGGAUGCACAUUCUUGCUCCCACUUUCCUCGAACCAUUGAAGGAGGCUGCUGUACCUGUCAUCAACCUCCAUCCUGCACUUCCCGGCCAGUUCAACGGCGCUCACGCUAUCGACGAAGCAUAUCGCGCUUUCCAGGAGGGCAAGAUUGAUCAUACCGGCAUUAUGAUUCAUUACGUUAUCUUGGAAGUUGACAUGGGAGAGCCAAUCGUCACAAGAGAAAUACCUAUCCGCAAGGGUGAAUCACAGGAUGAACUCGAGCAAAGGAUUCACGAGAACGAAUGGCAGCUGAUUGUGCAAGGCACACAAAAAGCCAUCAAUACGCUUUGGAAGUCGAGGCAAUCAGCAUGA
Aureobasidium melanogenum CBS 110374 is the source of this 666-nucleotide messenger RNA. Its product is annotated as putative phosphoribosylglycinamide formyltransferase. The transcript has a single exon. Gene Ontology annotation, molecular function: phosphoribosylglycinamide formyltransferase activity. Lineage: Eukaryota; Fungi; Ascomycota; Dothideomycetes; Dothideales; Saccotheciaceae. The record is from RefSeq and is a predicted model, not a curated record. Gene Ontology annotation, cellular component: cytoplasm. The coding region runs from base 1 to 666 and encodes 221 amino acids. Gene Ontology annotation, biological process: 'de novo' IMP biosynthetic process.